Molecule: messenger RNA, 1114 nt
Organism: Myxozyma melibiosi
Lineage: Eukaryota; Fungi; Ascomycota; Lipomycetes; Lipomycetales; Lipomycetaceae
Exons: 1
Coding region: 176-805 (209 amino acids)
Source: RefSeq, a predicted model, not a curated record
GUCAACAAGGCUUUUGUCACAUGUUGUAGGAUAGGCACGUGACUCUUUACUACUACGGUUCACGCAGCGCUGUCCCCUAUUAGUAGGUAGGUAGUGCUGAUUCUGUUCUCCCUCCUCGGGUGUCAGCUCUCCUAACCGUUUGGAGCCGCAACUGGGAAAACCGAGAUGGUCAACGAUGACUCGCUUGCACUUUUCCAGGGUUUUGUGUAGAUAUCUCCUUGUUCAAAAAUAUACCAACCGUUCUACAUGCUCAGACCCUACACAAACCCUAGCUCAGCAGGUUCAGAUACAAGGCCGCCCUUGUUCGAACAGGGCACAAAUGGCCAACAUGAAGGGCCUCGCUCGCUCCCAUCUAUCCUCCUCAUUCCUCCUCACAACUCCUCACUACUUCCCUUCCUUCGUCACCUCAGCUGCCACUUUCCCCGUUUCCCUAUCCCAAACAAUAUGGCUGUCGACAAGAAGGAAACGCGUUCUUCUCGUGCAUCGCAACAUGCUGCUGCAAGCUCAAAGCACGAUAGCCGACCAAAUCCAACGCACACUCACUUGCUCUCCUCAUUACAAGGUAACUCGAUGGCCAAGAGAGGAGACAACGGACGUCACCCACCCCGUGAUCGUUGCUUACACUACGACAAUGAAGCACAAUGGAAAGAGCACAUCAAUCAUGAACUUCAUAUUGACAGGGUGGUCCUUUUCUCACCCCUUCCCGACGCUCAUAACCAUAUUGAUGAACUCAAACGCCGCUUACGACGAUUUCGCCUCUCGCAUUGGCAAAGGCAACGAUAAGGAUCAGCUGGGCAACGGAUGAAUCGCAGGAUCGAGUCCGGGUUUCUGUUUUUAACUGCCUAUGGUCGUGCUCGCUCGAAAAGAUUUUCAAUCGCUGGUUAUCAAGGUUUCGCUGUAUAGCAGCCAGCGUAUAUAUGACGGUCCUAUGAUUUCUUGUCUCUUCCCUCAAGCUUUACUGACUUCCCCUUGUUCAUCUAGCUGCCCCCCCGCAGCAUAUCCAAACCUGGGACGAAUCAGAAGAGUCCAAUACUUCGACUACUGCUCAGGCAGAUACCCCAACCUCUCAUGAGAGAAGUGGUCUACCUUGACCGUAUAUCUGUCUUGCCAUUGC